AGGAAGCGAACUUUGGGACAGAGAGUAUAACUGCAGCAUUGAAGAGUGUGUGUGUGGGUGAGAGUGAGAGAGAGAGAGAGAGAGAGAGAGAGAGAGAGAGAGAGAGAGAGAGAGAGAGAGAGAAAGAGAGAGAGAGAGGAGGAGACCUUAACUUUGUGCUCUGGAAUUACACAAAAUCUGCCUUGCCUUGUGAGCAGGCUCAACUAAGAUCUGUUCCUGUCUGAGAGUUUUAAUGAGCGUAAGCCCUCAGGAGGAAUAGUCUGAACUCACAGAAAUCUAAAUCAGCCCUGCGAGAAGCAAAGCUCUGCAGCUGCUACCCGUCACAGACAUGAAGCCGUUCACCUUGGUCAGUGUUCUUUUUUUCAUUCUACACAUCUCCUCUGGCAGUGCGGAAGCCCAUAGGCACUACCGACAAGUCCUUGCUGGAAACCAACCAGGUGUGUGUCGCUAUGGCAGGAGGCUGGAGUGUUGCUAUGGCUGGAAGAAGAACAGUAAAGGACAGUGUGAGGCUCAAUGUGACCACAGUUGCAAGCACGGAGAGUGUGUUGGCCCCAACAAAUGCAAGUGUUUCCCUGGAUACACCGGAAAAACAUGUAAUCAAGAUCUAAAUGAGUGUGGUCUGAAGCCUCGUCCCUGUGAGCAUCGCUGCAUGAACACCUAUGGAAGUUACAAGUGCUACUGUCUUAAUGGUUACACCGUAAUGCCUGAUGGAUCUUGUGCAAAUUCUAUGACAUGCUCUAUUGCCCACUGUCAGUAUGGUUGUGAGGAAGUUCAGGGGGAGAUUCGCUGCCUCUGCCCAUCUGCGGGGCUGCAACUGGCGCAAGAUGGGAGGACUUGUGUGGAUAUUGAUGAAUGUGUUACUGGGAAAAACCUCUGCCCAUACAACAGACAAUGUGUGAACACCUUCGGAAGCUACUUCUGCAAGUGCCAGGAUGGCUACGACCUGAAAUAUGUUGACGGCAAAUAUGAUUGUGUGGACCUUGAUGAGUGCACAGCCAGAACCCACAAGUGCAGCCACCAUGCUGUCUGUGUGAACACUCAAGGAUUCUACAAGUGCAGGUGCAAGUCUGGCUUCAGAGGCAAUGGCUUUGAAUGCUCUGUCAAGCCAUUUUAUCAGAGGUCGUGGGAUGGAGACAAAGGCAAUGCAGAUGAUUUCCUCAAUGCCAUCCCAGACUCCCAAGUGAGACCCGGGAUACUGGGAGGUACACCGGACAACGACGACAUAAAAAAUAUUAUCCCUGAACCAGUCGCAACGCCGCCUCCUAAGAUCCGUGAGCAGCCUUUUGACUACGAUGGAGAGGUCUACGUUGGCGAGACUGAGCAGAGACGAGUGGAUGAAUUUCCUGAGGAAGAAGAAGAAGAGGAGGGGGAGGAAGAGGAAGACAACCAGCUCAAUCCAAGAGGAGAUGUUUUUAUAUCAGAGGACUUUGAAUCAGUGUUUGGACCGGCCACAGAAGUCAAAGAAAUUGAAAUGACACCAGUUCAGGAAGAGUUCAUCAUGGAUUGCAACUUUGAUCAGGGAGCAUGUGAGUGGGUCCAAGACAAGGCUGACGACAUGGACUGGAGCGUAGCUUACCAUAACGGUGGUGAAUACUACAUGGCCAUGAGUGGGUUCCUAGGGGAGCCAGAGGAUAUAGCCAAGCUGAAGUUGCUUCUCGGUGACCGGGCCCAGCAGGGCAGCUUCUGCCUCACCUUUGACUACCGUCUCGUGGGCCAUAAUGUGGGGACUCUCAGGGUGCUGCUGGAUAACAAUGCUUACCCAGUAUGGGAGCAGAGGCAAAGCAGAGACCAGGGCUGGCAGACAGAGCUCCUCACUGUGGCCUGGAAAGAGGAGGCACCACAAUCUAUUACCUUUGAAGCUCAGCAUGGGAAAGAUGUUGCAGGAGAGAUUGGGCUGGACAAUGUUGUGCUGACCUCAGGGCCCUGUCAAGAGGAUGUCAGUCCACUCGUAUAAGAAGUAUCGUCACUCUGGAUUUACAUUUAGAAAAUCUGCUCUGACACAUGUUAAAGAUUCCUGUUUCCUGUCUGUUCUUAUGGUCUGGAGUGUCUCAGUGUUUUCUAAUGGCUUAGCCACACAACAUUCACAAAAAGAUACUGAAACAAGGUCUCAAGGGAAGAUGAUGUACUAUCAGUGCAUGCAUGUUUACUCCAUUGCAACACUUCUACAUCAAUACAGCCUGCUUUAUUCUCUAUUGUGAUUUUUAAAAUGGUCUCUCUUAUAAUACCUAUAACUCCGAUCUCAGGAAGAGGUGGAAAUGCUAACUUUGUCUGUUAGGUAGAUGACAGUAUUGUGCUUAGCCCUUUGUUGUGUAUGUGAUUGCUGAAGUGAACUGAAAAUAAUCUAUAUGUACUGUGAAUUCUUAGAUAAAUUAUAUCUGAAAUUCAAUCUUAAAUGAAUAACUUUUUUCAAAAGCUGGUGAGCUUAAAUAUUAAAAUGUAUCAGUGCAUUACUGCUGUAAAUGUUGCUUUCAUGUUAUGUUGUAUUAUUA
Etheostoma spectabile (orangethroat darter) is the source of this 2489-nucleotide messenger RNA. It is a transcript of the gene egfl6, whose product is annotated as EGF-like-domain, multiple 6. NCBI's taxonomy places the organism in Eukaryota, Metazoa, Chordata, Actinopteri, Perciformes, Percidae. Gene Ontology annotation, cellular component: membrane. The transcript has 13 exons. The record is from RefSeq and is a predicted model, not a curated record. Gene Ontology annotation, molecular function: calcium ion binding. Bases 329 to 1954 code for a protein of 541 amino acids.